Molecule: messenger RNA, 11290 nt
Organism: Drosophila bipectinata
Lineage: Eukaryota; Metazoa; Arthropoda; Insecta; Diptera; Drosophilidae
Gene: Ten-a
Product: tenascin accessory
Biological process (GO): motor neuron axon guidance
Source: RefSeq, a predicted model, not a curated record
CCUGUUCCGGUGUUAUCCUGCCCGCCGCCUUCCCACCCCCCGUCCCCUGGAAUAUAUGGACAUGAACCUGCUACACCACCAGGCUGCUGCUACACCCCGCCAACUGGAGGCGGCACUGUGCCACUGAAACGAUGCGUUGAACUCGUCGCAGGAUAAACUGCUCGGAAAACGGAAACCACUGCUCACGGAAAGCCUCUUGAGCCGGACUCUCCGGCCCCGGCAAUCAUGUCCAGCAGUCACUCCGGCACAAUUGGCCGUAAACGGGUCGGCAGCGGCAGCGGCAGUGCUGCCGGCAGCGAAUACUAUUAUGCCUCCGGCGGUAUCGGAGGCGGAAUGGGAUUGGGUGGCGGCAUACCCGGUUCCGGCGGCGGGGAGCAGCUGCGGCGGCAAAGGUCGGCCGAAUGGCACAGCCACCGCCACGGGCAUGGCAUGGGGCACGGCCACGGUAUGGGGCAUGGCCAUGGAUACGGUAGUAGCAGCGAGGACGAGUACCAGAACACCGGACAGGCCACGGCCUUCGAUACCCAGCUACUUGCCCAGCUGCUCCUCCAGAGUCAGCAACUAGCAAGUAUGGAACACUAUAACUCGGACUGCGAACCCGACUACUUGAGGCAACGCGAUCGCCGCUUAGACGAAUCCUCCAUGGACGAGACCACGCCCAGCCCUGCCCCCGGGCCCGGCCCCGCCCCCGAAGUCACCUACGCCCAGCCGCACCAGCAGCGCACAUCGCUGGGCGGUUCACCGCUCAAAGUGUCCACUGUAUCGGCCGGGAAGUACCAAUCGAACGCCAACCUGGGUCUGUUCCCCAACAGCAGCAGCAGUGGCAGCAGCAUCCAGAACUCCGCCGGAUUGCCAGGAUCAGGAGGCCUGGGUGGAGGAGGGGUCACCUCCACCGUUAAUACGCCGCGCAGUACAAAUCCCUUCCUCAGUUCCAGCAAAUUUCCGGGCGACGACAGUGAUCCUGUCGUCCUGCCAGCCUCGGCCUCGUCCUCGACCGCCGCCUCCAAUUCCCACUCGAACCGCAGCCACCGGAACUCCGGCGCCGCCCGGAGCACUCUCAACCGACUGAGUCAGAUGACCAGCUCCAGCAGUGAUUCCAUGCGGCAUCCCCAGCUGAAGCAGCUGCUCCAUCCCGAGGAGAAUCCCGGCGUGGAUCCGGUUCGGAGCAGUAGCCGGAGCAGCGGUACGGCGGAGUCCGAGGAGCCGCCACCAGAGCCGGCGCCCCCGGAGAUCCCGCCCCGCACCCAAUCCCUGCUGAUGUCCUUGCGGAAGCAUUCCGACUACAAGCUCAAGUACGAGGAGAAGGGCGACCAGAAGCACGAGGAGUUCAUCCCCACCAGCCAGCUGCAAAAGGAUUAUUUAAUCAGCGACAACCUCCGAUCGGAUCAGCAGCUUAAGCCUCUCUCGCCUGGCGAUUCUAAUGGGCUCGGCGGCCACCCCCAACAGAUGCCCCAAAGUAUGUCAACUGGCAGCAACACAAUCGGCCAUGGCGGCAUCGAUCGCGGAGGCGUCGGCCUGCCCAUGGGCGCUGGCACAAUGCCGGGAGGCGUAGGCGGAGGACCGCCAGUGGGCGGAGGGCCGCAAGUUGGACCGCCGGGAGGCGUUGGCGGCGGCAACGGUGGCAACUGCCAGAUAAGCGGCUCCCAGCCGCUGGUAAUGCCCGGAUUCCCGUUGCGUAAUUCGCACUCGGCCCACGCACCGCACUAUUCGCCAUAUUCGCCAUCCAGGUUUCACAUAGAUAAACGCUGUCAGCACCGAUGUUCCUGGAAAUGCUUGAGCAUCGCCUUAAUACUCGUAUCCGUCGUCCUAACCGCCAUGUUGGCAUACUUUGCAGCUGUUAGCUCAAUGAAACCCAACAUGGACUCCACCAACUGCAUCCUAGUCCAGGACGUCAAGUCCCAGCCCCACGACUUGCGCGGCGGCUUGGCGAAAGGCAACGAGAAGAACGGCGUGGCCACGGCAUAUCCCACAGAGGAAUCGAUCCAGACCAGCACCUCGGACCACGGCCAGAAUCACGGUGUCCACGGGCUGAUGAACCCGGCGGUGGUCGGCGGCGUUGGGGGCAAUGGGAUGGCCGGCGGGAAUGCCGGCAUCCAGCAGCAGUUGCUGUUGCAGCAACAACAGCCGCACUCGAUCAACCAGCCGCUGACCCCGUUGGACGCCACGAACACCCAGCUGCAGGAUCACCACCAGCUGACCUACGGCGGCAUACCCGGCAACGGGGCCAUCGGCGGCAUGGGCAUGGGCAUGGGCCCGGGGGGCCAGAUGAUGCAGCAGAACCACCAGGCGCUGCAGCCCCAGCUGGGCGGUGUGGUGGAGCUGAAGGAGUUCAACGAGGCCUACCACGCCACCAUACCCGCCUACCAGUUCUGGACCCUGGAAUUCCGCAACAAGCAUCCGGCCUUCAUUCGCUUCAACUUCACGCUGCCGUGGGGCGCCCACUUUGCGGUCUAUUCGCGACGCAACGUGGCUCCCUCGGUGACCCAGCACGACUUUGUGGAGUUCAUCAAAGGUGGGCGGCUGGACAGCCACCUGCGCCACCGUCGCAGCACCGGCAACGCCACCACCCACGACCUGGAGCUCUACCAGCAUCUGCGGGAGGAGGAGGAGAUGCGCUAUCGCACCGUUGACGACACCGACCAGGACCCGGACGACGAUCAGGACUCGGACGAGAGCCGCAGCUUUGAGUCGCGGGAGGACGACGUGGACAUACCCCUGAACAUUGCCAAGCAGCAUGUCCAGAAGUUCGGGAAACCGCAACAGCCGCAGGAGCAUUGGGUCAACAAGCGCUCCGCCGGCGACGGCCUGCCCGCCCUCGACGUGGACGCGAUGACCGUGAAUGUGUCCCUCCUGCAGUACCUGGACACUGGCCUGUGGUUCAUUUCCGUCUACAACGACGAGCUGGUGGCCCAUUCCGUCUCCCUCCUGGCCGAGGAGGCCGAGGGUGUCAGCACCACCUGCCCCAAUGACUGCUCCGGCCGUGGUAGCUGCUACCUGGGCAAGUGUGACUGCAUCGAUGGCUACCAGGGAGUGGAUUGCUCCAAAAGCGUGUGUCCUGUCCUCUGCUCCGCCCAUGGUCACUACGGGGGCGGAGUGUGCCACUGCGAAGAGGGCUGGAAGGGGGCGGAGUGCGACAUUCCGGUGGGCGAGUGCGAGGUGCCCAACUGCUCGGCCCAUGGACGCUGCAUCGAGGGCGAGUGCCACUGCGAGCGCGGCUGGAAAGGACCCUACUGCGAUCAGCACGACUGCCUGGAUCCGCUCUGCUCCGGACACGGCACCUGUGUGGCUGGACAGUGCUACUGCAAGGCCGGGUGGCAGGGCGAGGACUGCGGCACGAUCGACCAGCAGGUGUACCAGUGCCUGCCCGGCUGCUCCGAGCACGGAACCUACGACCUGGAGACCGGCCAGUGUGUUUGCGAGCGCCACUGGACAGGUCCCGACUGCUCUCAAGCCGUUUGCAGUCUGGACUGUGGACGCAAUGGAGUGUGCGAGUCUGGCAAGUGCCGCUGCAACUCUGGAUGGACUGGAAACCUGUGCGACCAGCUGCCCUGCGAUGCCCGAUGCUCGGAACAUGGGCAGUGCAAGAAUGGAACCUGUGUCUGCUCUCAAGGCUGGAACGGACGUCAUUGUACUCUGCCUGGCUGCGAGAAUGGCUGCUCCCGUCAUGGACAGUGUACCCUGGAGAAUGGCGAAUACCGCUGCGAUUGCAUUGAAGGAUGGGCCGGAAGCGACUGUUCCAUAGCACUGGAACUUAAUUGCAAGGACAAUAUCGAUAAUGAUGGCGAUGGAAUGACCGACUGUUCGGAUAGCGAGUGCUGCUCGCAUCCUGCCUGUUCGGAGCACAUUAUGUGCCUGUCCUCGAACGAUCCUGUGGAGGUGCUGCUCCGCAAGCAGCCCCCCUCGGUCACCGCCUCCUUCUACCAGCGGGUCAAGUUCCUGAUCGAAGAGAACUCAGUGCAAUCGUACGCCCACAUGGACGAGUACAGCGAAAAUCUCUUCUGGAGCUCAUUCACACCUUGUCGCGUUUCCGUGAUGAGGGGCCAGGUGAUCACGCCCCAGGGCCUGGGUAUCGUUGGAAUUCGAGUGUCCGUGGACCGUGACUCGCGAUUUGGAUUCACAUUGACCCGUCAAGGAGGAUGGUUCGAUGUCCUGGUAAACGGUGGCGGAGCGGUGACCUUGCAGUUCCAGCGCUCGCCCUUCCGGCCCCUGACCCGCACCGUCUUCGUGCCCUGGAACAGGAUCGUGGUGCUGCCGCCGGUCCAGAUGCAGCUCAGCGAUGACGAUGAGACCACCAGCAGGAAUAUCAAGGUGUCACCUCUGAACCCCGCUCUGACGUUCCUCAACUCGAUCCACUACCACACCGCCGACGAGGCCAACGACGCCAGCAAGGUCUGCAUGGAUCACGACCACGAGAAGCUCCGACCCCAGCUGAUCAGCACCUGGAUGCCCAACGGCGUGGGAGCGAUGCCCGGCAAGCGGGUCAUUUUCGCUGAGACCCAGAUUGUCCAGGAAUCCAUCCAGAUACCCGGCUCAGACCUCCACCUGACCUACCAGUCGUCGCAGGCCAGCGGCUACCUGAGCAUCGUGCGGAUGCGGCUGACGGCGGACACCAUACCGCCGACCCUCACCCACGUCCACGUGGGCGUGGAGAUCGAGGGGGCGCUGCACGUGAAGACCUACGAGGCGGACCCCAGUCUGGUGCACACGUUCGCGUGGAACAAGCGCAACGUCUACCGGCAGAAGGUGUACGGGGUGACGGUGGCGAGGAUCUCGGUGGGCUACCAGCACAGCACCUGCCAGUCGCCGGUGUGGAUCGCCCAGACGGCCAAGCUCCAGGGCUACGACGUGGACAUAUCGGACAUCGGGGGCUGGGGCCUGGACAUCCACCAUCACUACAACUUCCACGAGGGCAUCCUGCAGAAGGGCGACGGCAGCACGCUCCACAUGAAGGAGUAUCCGCGUACCGUUAAGGUGGUGAUGGGCACCGGCCUCCAGCGGCCGCUCACCUGCCCGGACUACUGCAACGGCGUGGCCAAGGACGCCAAGCUACUGACCCCCAUCGCCCUGGCUACCGGCCCCGACGGCAGCCUCUACGUGGGUGACUUUAACCUGGUGCGUCGCAUCACGCCCGACGGCAAGGUCUUCACCAUCCUGCAGCUGAGCGCCACCCAGGUGUCCUACCAGUACUACCUGGCCGUCUCGCCCGCCGACGGACACCUCUACAUCUCCGAUCCGGAGCGCCACCAGAUCCUGCGCCUGCUGCGCCUCGAGAAGGUCAAGGACCCGAGCAUCAACAGCGACCCGGUGGUCGGCAGCGGCCAGCGGUGCAUUCCCGGCGACGAGGGCAACUGCGGUGACGGCGGUCCGGCGCUCCUGGCCCGCCUCUCCCAUCCCAAGGGCCUGGCCAUCGCCGCCGACCGGACCAUGUACAUCGCGGACGGCACCAACAUCCGAGCCGUCGACCCCAAGGGAGUUAUCCACACGCUGAUCGGCCACCAUGGCCACCACAACCACUGGAGCCCGGCGCCCUGCAGCGGCACCCUGAUGGCCAACCAGGCCCAGCUGCAGUGGCCCACCGGCCUGGCGCUGAGCCCGCUGGACGGCUCCCUGCACUUUAUCGACGACCGUCUGGUCCUGCGACUCACCUCCGACAUGAAGAUCCGCGUGGUGGCCGGCACGCCGCUGCACUGCAGCAACGGCGGACAGGACGGGCGCGUGAACAAGACCGGAACGGAUAACGUCCUGGGCACUGUGCUGGCGAUGGCCUUCUCGCCGUUCGGUGACCUCUACAUAGCGGACAGCGACUCGCGGCGCAUCAACUCGAUCCGGGUGGUGGACACGGCCGGAAACAUGCGUUACUUUGCCGGAAAGCAGGAGGGCACAGGAUCCCAGACCUGCGAAUGUGCCAUCGGUGGCGGCAGCAACGGCAGCUCCGCUGGUGUGGGUCAUGGCGCCGGUGGCGCCUACUCCACCACCGUGAAUCCCACGCGAAAUAAUGGCGGCACUACGCCCACCACCCCCUCGGGCGGAAACGGAAGCGGAAACGGAAAUGGCAGCGGUUCGUCGGCAACUUCGGGCGCCUCCGGCAGCAACGGGCCCAGCAAUGGCAAUGGCGGCGGUGCCUCUGGCGGCAGUGGUGCGUGCAUCUGUGCCGGCGGCAUUGGCGUCUCGACCGGAUCCGGCUCGAUCUCCGGCAAUGGAGCGGGCGGCACCCUGGCCAGCAUCGUCGGCGGCGGCGGUCUGAUGUCCACGGGACCCACCACCACCACCACUGUGCUGUUGGGCGCCAAGACCACAGCGUCGGGCAUCGGUGGGGGUGGCGGUGCAGCGACCUUGAACGAUGACGGUACGCUGAGCAAUGCGGAGACCCUGCUCUCCUCGAAUGCCCGAUUCCAGGCUAUAUCCGCCAUAGCAGUGGCCCAGGAUGGUGUCAUCAAUGUGGCUGAUCAGGGAUCCCUGCAUGUCCUGGCCUUGGAACACUAUCUGCCAUCGCACGACGAGAACGGCGAGUUCCACAUUCCCUUCCCGCCGUCCAGCGAGAUCUACGUCUUCAACCGUUACGGCCAGCAUGUGGCCACCAAGGACCUGACCUCCGGCAAGACCCGCUACAGCUUCCUGUACUCCAAGAACACCAGCUUCGGGCGACUGUCGACGGUGACCGAUGCCUCCGGCAACAAGAUCCAGUUCCUGCGCGACUACAGCAACGUGGUGAGCUCCAUCGAGAACACGCAGGACCACAAGUCCGAGAUCCAGAUCAACGGCAUCGGCAUCAUGACCAAGCUGAGCGAGAAGGGUCGACAGGAGAUCGAGCUGGACUACGACAGCAACACCGGGCUGCUCAACUCGCGCUCCUCCGGCGGCGAGACGUACAUCUACCAGUACGACGAGUUCGGCCGGGUGACCGGCAUGAUCCUGCCGAGUGGCGAGAUCGUUAGGAUUACCUCACAGCUGGCGGACAGUCAGGGCCUGACCGUCUACGUCCACGCCUCCGUGGAGUCCUUGUUCUCCCGCGAGCGCAUCUCCGGCGAGGCCAACGAACUGCUCGUCCUGGGCGGAGUCCGGUCCACGUUCCUCAAGCGCGGCCAGGCCCACGCCGAUGCCGAGCUGAAGGCCAACAACACCCUGGUCAUCCACGGCGACAACGGCGUGGUGGUGGAGUCCUCCGCCGUCGCCCGACACCCGCUGCUGGAGGCGGCCCUGCCCGUCGAGGCCGAGAUGCUGGCCAUGUGGUCGCACCAGAGCGUCACCAUGGGCGAGGGCCUGACCAACUCCAUGUACUCCGUGUACAGCCUGGUGGGCGAUGUGCGAAACCCUCAGCAGACCCUCAACCGGGAGAUCUGGGUGAACCAGUCGCGGGUGAUCGGCGUGGAGUUCGACCAGUUCACCAAUCGGGAGACCUUCUACGACGCCCGGCGCACCCCCAUCCUGAUCGUGGCCUACGACCAGUCCGGCCUGCCCAAGAGCUACUACCCCACCAACGGCUAUCCGGUGAACAUCACCUACGACCGCUUCAACCGCGUCGAGGGCUGGGCCUGGGGUCCCGCCGAGCUCAAGUACAGCUACGACCGGCACGGCCUCCUCUCGGAGAUCACCUCGCAGCAGGACGGCAUCGUGUCCUUUGUCUACAACGACUGGAACCUGGUCUCCGAGAUCGGGCUGGCCAGCCAGCGCAAGUUCGUCCUGCAGUACGACGACGCGGGAGGUCUGCGGCACGUGGUCCUGCCCUCCGGCACGCGGCACAGCUUCAGCAUGCAGACCUCGAUCGGCUUCAUCCGGUGCACCUACACCCCGCCGGGCAGCACGCGGGCCUACCUCCAGCACUACAGCCACGCCGGUGCCCUGCUGCAGACCAUCCUUCCCGGAGACGGAGCUCGGAUCGUCUACCGCUACAACGCCGCCGGCCAGCUGACGGAGGUCGUCCACGGCGACGGCCGGAGUGAGUUCCAGUACAAUGAGGCCACCGGCAUGCCGAGCACGGUGUCGCAUACGGAGCGGGAGCUGGAGUACCGCUGGGACUUUGAGUACUCCGCCGGGCUGCUGUCCGAGGAGCGGAUCGACUACGUGGCCAAGACGGGCCUGAGCAACGCCAAGUUCAGCUACGAGUACGACUCCCAGCUGCGGGUGGUGGCCCUGCAGGGCAGGAUCGGCGGCCAGAGCCUGCCCUCGCAGGCCUUCGCCUACGAUCCUCGCACCGGACGCCCCAGCCUGAUCGGCCAGUUCCGGUUCUCGCAGCCGGCCCAGAACCAGACGCAGCUGCACGACGGCACCGCCAGCUUCACGCGCACCGUGGACGGCCGCUUCCAGACGCAGCGCAUGGCGCUGGCCAUCCACCGGCUGGAGGUGUUCCGCAUGGAGUUCUCCUACGGAGUGCACGGCCGGAUCUCGCAGACGCGGACCUACACGCGGAACAUGGCGGUGAACAGCUACACGAACGUGAAGAACUACACGUGGGACUGCGACGGGCAGCUGGUGGGCGUGGAGGCCCAGGAGCCGUGGGGCUUCCGCUACGACGACAACGGCAACCUGCUCUCCCUCACCUACCGCGGCAACACCAUCCCCAUGGAGUACAACGCCCAGGACCGGAUCGUGAAGUUCGGCGAGGGGCAGUACAAGUACGAUGCCCGCGGCCUGGUGGCCCAGAACGCCCGCGAGGAGCGCUUCCACUACAACACCCAGGGUCUGCUGGUGCGGGCCUCGAAGCGGGGUCGCUUCGACGUGCGCUACUACUACGACCACCUGAAGCGCCUGACCACCCGCAAGGACAACUUCGGCAACGUGACCCAGUUCUUCUACACGAACCAGCAGCGGCCCUACGAGGUCAGCCAGAUCUACUCGCCGCGCGACGGCAAGCUCAUGUCCCUGACCUACGACGACGUGGGCCACCUCAUCUACGCGCAGGUGUACCGCCACAAGUACUACGUGGCCACCGACCAGAGCGGCACGCCCCUGAUGCUCUUCAACCAGUACGGCGAGGGCAUCCGCGAGAUCAUGCGCUCCCCCUUCGGCCACAUCGUCUACGACUCCAACCCGUACUUGUAUCUGCCCAUUGACUUCUGCGGCGGCAUCCUCGACCAGGUCACCACCCUGGUGCACAUGGGCGACGGCCGGGUCUACGAUCCCCUGAUCGGCCAGUGGAUGUCGCCCGACUGGCAGCGCGUCGCCGAGCGGAUCAUCACCCCGACCCGUCUGCACCUCUACCGGUUCAACGGCAACGAUCCCAUCAACGUGGGCCACGAGCGCCAUUACCCCGAGGACUUUGCCGCCUGGAUGAAGACGCUGGGCUACAACGUGGGCAACCUGGUGCCCCAGCUGGCACGCAACCUGUGGCAACCGCCAGCGCUGUGGGGCCGUCCGCCCGCCAACCCGGUGGCCCUCAACCUGCGUCGGCCCUUCGACAACAUACCCACGAUGGCGGUGGAGAGCGGCUUCCUGGCGCACCUCAACAUCCGCCGGAUGUCCGACUUCGAACAGCUGUCGGCGCCGCCAAGGUCGGCGCUCAAGUGCGACGUAAUGGACCCAUCGCCGCGAUCGAUCGGCUCGGACACGGAGCCGCCGUUUGGCAAGGGCAUUGUGGUGUCCCGCACGGCCGACGGCCAGGCCAUUGUGUCCAGUGUGCCGGCGGCCAAUGCCAUCUACCGGGACGUCUACACGAGCGUCUUCAACCGGUCCAAGCUGCUGCCCUUCACGUUCGUUGUGCACAACGCCCAGCAGGACUCGUUCUUCUUCGUGAAGGAGGACGCCUGGCGCGCCACCGAGGACCGGCAGCAGCUGAAGCGGCUCCAGGGUCAGGUGAACACCACCUUCCACGAGAUCACCCGCGAGAGUCCGGUGGGCGGUGCUGGCGGCCAGUCUGGCUCCAGCAGCUCGGCCUCCUCCUCCUCCUCCUCCUCGGGCGCUUCGUCGGGCGGCAACUACCUGGACGUGAAGAUCCACGGAGCGCAUGCCAUCAUCAACCUGCGCUACGGCACCACCGUCGCCAAGGAGCAGCAACGCCUGAUGCACCACGCCAAGCUGACGGCAGUGCGGAAGGCGUGGCACCGCGAGAAGGAGGCGCUGCGCAGCGGCCUCACCACCGCCCUGGAGUGGAGCCAGCAGGAGAGCGAGGAGAUCCUGAAACAGAGCUACGCCAACAACUACGAGGGUGAGUACAUCCACGACGUCGCCCUGUACCCGGAACUGGCGGAGGAUCCCUACAACAUCAAGUUCGUGAAGAAGAAGGGCGCCACCGGCGGUGCGGCGGGGGUGCCCAACUCCCGACGACGCCGAAGAUCCACAGACUCGCAGACCUCGUCCUCGUCCGACUGUUAGCUCGCGGCGAUCCGACCAGGAGGCCAGGAGGCAUCCACCCUCAACUAGAAAGCGCGGAGGAGAAACAGUUAAACCGAAGAACAGGAGACAUAAUUAUUUAUAUUUAUACAUACAUAUAGAUAUAUAUAUAUAUAUACUCGUAUAUAUAUAUAUAAAAUAGUGCAUAAAUCUAUGUUAUCGAACCAGUUUUUUGAUGUCAAGGAACAUUAUAUAUAUACACGUAUACAUAAUAUUUUUUUUUUAUUGUUAGCCACUAGAGAAAAUAGAAGGAUAAUGGAAAGAUGAGGAAGAGGAAGCGACAUGCCAACAUAAUCCCAUGUAGCUGCAUGUGCGUGUAUAUGUGUGUGUGUGUGUGUGUCGUCAGCUAAAGAUACAGAUACCGAUACAGAUACAGAUAGAAGCACGGAUACAAGAGUUAUAGAUAUACAGAUAUAUAUAUAAAGGAUAGCAUAGUGUAGUAGUCAUAUGAAGCAUAAUGCGUACCAUACUUACCGACAUAUGUACAUGCAUACUCACCACAAUAAGGGGGGAGCGGGGCUAUUUAGGGGGGGGACUACAUAUUAGAACAGGGGGAGGGGGGACGAUCUGGAACGAAGGUGUAUCUUUUUUUCGUGGUACUCGAGCUUUUUGAGACUGGCAUAGUUUUAAACAAAAAAACACAAAACCCACACCACAUACCACAUACCACCCACGGGGACUGACCGACGGACAUAAAGCCGAUCCUGACGGAUCCACCCAACCACAGAUUGUACAUAUACGAGGCAGAGAUGGGGCGGGGCGGGAUGGACGGCUGGGAGACCAAAAACACACACAUACAGCCUACACUAAACAACCAGUUCUGGGGUUGUGGGAGAUUUUUGCUUAGCGAAAGCUUUCUCUCAUUUGCUUUGCACAGUGUCAGCUUCAAAAAUUCAUUCUGCAAAAAAAAAUUAAGAAAUCUUAAGAGAAGAGGAAACAAAAAAAAACGAUUAACCUAAUUAUU